CAGGACCAUCGCCAAACAGAGGACACAGCAUUUCCGCUUCAGACAACCUCCAAGGGAUCUCAUUCAACCGAAACCAUCACCACCGCCGGACGUGGGCUCCAAGCCACCCCUCCACAGUUCCCACUUCAACGACUUCAUCACCGCUCCCAACGCGGCCACACGGAGUUCUCGCGCGCGCCCCACUCCACACUCCCCCCCAUCGGACACCGAGCACCACCACCCCUCCCCCGAGUCGAGUCGGUGUCCAUACUUGUACCGUCGCGGCUACCCGUCCGAUUCCAUCUCAACACGGUCUCUACGAAACACUCCGUGCGGUUCACACAUCACCGCAGUCCAGCUAUCAGGCCCCUCCUCCCCUGACACGGUCACUCCCGAGCGAACCCCCGAGUCCCCUCCGCCGUCCAGUGCCGGCGAUAGCGACAUCCACACAGACCACCCGCACGUCCGUUUAGUACAGCAGCAAUCAUGGCGAGCGGUGGUGGAACCGGAAGCUACAACACCAUCAAGGUGGUGGCUCGGUUUCGACCGCAGAACUCGAUGGAAAUACGCGAAGGUGGUGAACCGAUUGUUCAUUUCAUGUCCGAUGACACCUGCGAGCUCAAGACCAAAGAAUCGUCCACCUUCACGUUCGACCGAGUGUUCGAUAUGAAAUCCAAGCAGAAGGACAUCUUCGACUUUUCCAUCAAGCCCACGGUCGACGAUAUCUUGAACGGCUACAAUGGAACUGUCUUUGCGUACGGUCAAACCGGAGCUGGAAAGUCCUUUACCAUGAUGGGAGCUGGCGAUAUCGAGAACGAAGACACGAGGGGUAUUAUUCCUCGGAUAGUUGCACAAAUCUUCGAGUCCAUCCUACAAUCUCCAUCGAACAUUGAGUACACCGUGAGGGUGUCUUACAUGGAAAUCUACAUGGAGCGCGUCCGCGAUCUUCUCAAUCCCGCCAAUGACAACCUGCCGAUCCACGAGGACAAGAACCGGGGUGUGUACGUCAAGGGUCUGCUAGAGAUCUAUGUCUCGAGUGUAGGUGAGGUGUACGAAGUCAUGAGACGGGGAGGUUCGCAGCGAGCAGUGGCAGCCACGAACAUGAACCAAGAGUCAUCGCGGUCUCACUCGAUUUUUGUGGUCACGAUCAAUCAGAAGAACGUAGAAUCUGGGUCCUUGAAGACCGGAUCGCUGUACCUUGUCGAUCUGGCAGGUUCCGAGAAGGUUGGAAAGACCGGUGCAUCCGGACAGACGUUGGAAGAAGCGAAGAAGAUCAACAAAUCGCUAUCAGCUCUAGGAAUGGUCAUCAACAGUUUAACGGACGGCAAAUCAGCAUAUGUUCCGUACCGUGACUCCAAGCUCACCAGAAUUCUUCAGGAGUCGCUUGGAGGUAACUCCCGGACAACGCUCAUCAUCAAUUGCUCUCCCUCGUCAUACAACGAUGACGAGACGCUCUCGACGUUGCGCUUCGGUAUGCGCGCCAAGUCUAUCAAGAACAAAGCGAAAGUCAACGCUGAGCUAUCACCUGCGGAACUCAAGUCUCUGCUCGGCAAGGCGCAGAAGCAAAAUCUCACAUAUACCCAGUACAUUACAAAUCUGGAGAGCGAGGUUGUCAGCUGGAGAGCUGGCGACAAGGUGCCAAAGGAGAAGUGGAUUCCCUCGUUAAAGCUAGAGACUUCCGGAAAACCCGAUGCCAGGCCUAGAAGACCAGACACGCCCUCCCGGAUGGUUGCCGAACGAGAGUCACCGACACCAUCGCGGCCGGACAGCAGAGCGGAAGGCACCAGAGCACCAACUCCGGUUACGAUCGAGAAGGAUGAAAGGGACGAGUUCUUGCGAAGGGAAAAUGAGUUCCAGGACCAGUUGUCGGACAAGGAGUCACAGCUUGCCGCGGCGGAGAAGGCGUUGAAAGAAGUCCGGGAAGAGUUGGCGUUCCUCCGGGAGCAUGACUCGAAGAUGGGCAAGGACAACGAGAGACUUUCGACAGACGUCAAUGAGCUCAAGAUGCAACUCGAGAAGGUUUCGUUCGAGAGCAAGGAGGCGCAAAUCACCAUGGAUGGUUUGAAGGAGGCGAAUGCCGAGCUGACUGCGGAGCUGGAUGAGAUCAAGCAGCAACUGCUAGAUGUCAAGAUGCAAACUAAAGAUGCAUCCGCACAACUCGAUGAAAAGGAGAAGAAGAAGGCCGAAAAAAUGGCCAAGAUGAUGGCUGGAUUCGACCUAGGUGGUGAGGUGUUCUCCGACAAUGAGCGGAUGAUUCGCGAAGUCAUAGAGCGACUGGAUUACCUUAUGGAGCACUCCGGUACUGGCGACGAGAUCUCCGCGGACGACCUCAAGGAGCUCCGUGCCAAGCUUUUGGAGACGCAAGGAAUCAUUCGGCAAGCCGAGCUCUCUCUCAACGAGCGAACCGAGGAGCAGGAGGCGGCUUUCCGGAAGAAGGAGGAGCUUGAGAAGCGACUUCUCGUCUUGGAGAAGGAGUACGCGGCCGUUCUCGAGGGUGCCGUCGGCGAGGCCGGCACUGCCGAGGUUAAGGCCAAGUUAGAGGAGACAUACAAGAACAAGAGGGACGUCGAGACUCAGAUGCUGGAGGAUCUCAAGGCGGAGAUCGCGAAGAAGACUGAAGAGAACGAGAAACUGAAGGCCAACGCUGAGGACCUGCAAAGAAGGGCUAAGGCUGGUGCCAAUGGAGCGCUGCCCAAUGGCAAGACCAUUGCUCAGCAAAUUGCCGAUUUCGACCAGAUGAAGAAGAGCUUGAUGCGGGAUCUGCAGAAUCGGUGUGAACGGGUGGUGGAACUGGAGAUUUCCCUGGAUGAGACGAGGGAACAGUAUCACAACGUCUUACGAUCGUCGAACAGCCGUGCCCAACAGAAGAAGAUGGCUUUCCUGGAGCGGAAUCUUGAGCAGCUGACGCACGUUCAGAGGCAAUUGGUGGAACAAAACUCUGGACUGAAGAAAGAGGUUGCUAUCGCUGAGAGAAAACUCAUCGCUCGUAAUGAGCGGAUCCAAAGCUUGGAGAGUCUCCUUCAGGACUCUCAGGAGAAGUUAACGGCGGCGAACCAUCGUUUCGAGACUCAGCUUACUGCUGUCAAGGACCGGCUGGAAGCUGCGAAGAUUGGCACCAAGGGGCUCGGCGGACCCGCUCAGUUCAGCUUCCAGGGCAGCCGAAUCGCCAAGCCACUACGGGGAGGAGGCGGCGGCGCCACAACCCCCGGCGGCGAUGCGGCGACCGUCCCCGUCCUAUCAGGGACCGUGGGCAGCUCGGCGCAGCAGGAGGGCCAGCAGAACAAGAGAAGUUCGUGGUUCUUUGACAGAAGUCGGUAGAGCGAUUUGUCAUUGUUAUUUCCUUACUUUCUUCUCUCGGCCUGUUUUUGUUUCCUGGUUUGUUUGAUUGGUUGGCUGGA
Tricharina praecox is the source of this 3377-nucleotide messenger RNA. Its product is annotated as P-loop containing nucleoside triphosphate hydrolase protein. The transcript has 6 exons. Lineage: Eukaryota; Fungi; Ascomycota; Pezizomycetes; Pezizales; Pyronemataceae. Gene Ontology annotation, molecular function: microtubule motor activity; microtubule binding; ATP binding. Bases 466 to 3297 code for a protein of 943 amino acids. Gene Ontology annotation, biological process: microtubule-based movement. The record is from RefSeq and is a predicted model, not a curated record.